GCAAGAGGCGAGGGUGGGGCGGCUGGGGCCACGAUCAUGCCUGACAGGGAGAGGUUUCUUGGGCAGCACAGGAGGCUGGGCUUGGGAUGAAGGGAGCGGGGCAGAUGCAAAGUCUUGAGAGCGCGGAAGCCAGGCGCUCAGUCAGCACGCAGACCGGCAGCAUGACCGGUCAAAUACCAAGACUUUCUAAAGUCAAUUUAUUCACCCUGCUCAGUCUCUGGAUGGAGCUCUUCCCAGGAGAAGCCCAAAGGCAAAAGUCUCAGAAAAAUGAAGAAGGAAAGCAUGGAUCCUUAGGAGAUAAUGAAGAAGUAGCCAGACAAUCUCCUGAUAAAAAACAGGUGAAGAGAACUGGUCUUGUGGUGGUGAAAAAUAUGAAAAUUGUUGGUCUCCAUUGUUCUAGUGAAGAUUUACAUGCUGGGCAAAUUGCUGUUAUUAAACAUGGGUCAAAGUUGAAAAACUGUGAUCUUUAUUUUUCCAGAAAACCAUGUUCUGCUUGUUUGAAAAUGAUUGUAAAUGCUGGAGUUAACCGAAUUUCAUAUUGGCCUGCUGAUCCAGAAAUAAGUUUGCUUACUGCAGCUUCUAGCUCUGAAGACGCAAAGUUAGAUGCCAAAGCAGUGGAAAGAUUGAAGUCCAACAGUCGGGCCCAUGUGUGUGUCUUACUUCAGCCUGUGGUGUGUUAUAUGGUGCAGUUUGUAGAGGAGACCUCGUACAAAUGUGACUUUAUUCAAAAAAUUGCAAAAAUACUGCCAGAUGCUAACAUUGACUUUUAUUCUGAAUGUAAACAAGAAAGAAUAAAAGAAUAUGAAAUGUUUUUUUUGGUUUCAAAUGAAGACAUGCAUAAGCAAAUACUGAUGACUAUAGGUCUGGAGAACCUGUGUGAGAAUCCCUACUUUAGCAAUCUAAGGCAAAACAUGAAAGACCUUGUCCUACUUUUGGCCACAGUAGCUUCCAGUGUGCCCAACUAUAAACACUUCGGAUUUUUCUGUAGCAAUCCAGAACAGAUUAAUGAAAUUCACAAUCAAAGUUUGCCACAGGAACUUGCAAGGCACUGCAUGGUUCAGGCCAGGUUAUUGGCUUAUCGCACCGAGGAUCAUAAAACAGGAGUCGGAGCAGUCAUCUGGGCAGAAAGGAAAUCUAGAAGUUGUGAUGGAACAGGUGCCAUGUACUUCAUAGGAUGUGGUUAUAAUGCUUUUCCUGUUGGAUCCGAGUAUGCUGACUUCCCACACAUGGAUGACAAGCAAAAAGACCGAGAAAUAAGGAAAUUCAGAUACAUUAUACACGCAGAACAGAAUGCCUUGACAUUUAGGUGUCAAGAAAUAAAACCAGAAGAAAGAACCAUGAUUUUUGUGACAAAGUGCCCAUGUGACGAAUGUGUACCUUUAAUUAAGGGUGCAGGCAUAAAACAAAUCUAUGCAGGGGACGUAGAUGUUGGAAAAAAGAAAGCAGAUAUCUCCUACAUGAGGUUCGGGGAACUUGAGGGUGUGAGCAAAUUUACUUGGCAACUGAAUCCAUCAGGAGCUUAUGGUCUUGAACAAAAUGAGCAUGGAAGGAGAGAAAACGGAGUGCUGAGCACCACCCCUCUGAGUGAGGAACGGCAUCAGAAGAAGAAGCUGUGUCUCGGGAACCACUGAGAAGCCGCCUGCUCGGGAGCCAAGGCCUCCAGGCAUUUCUAUUGCACUUCUAAAAUUCAGCCUUGCUAACUCAGAAAAUAAGGAUGGAUUUUGUGAAUAAUUGAAAAGCUUUUUUAAGGACAUUAAUUUAUUUCUAGGAUAUGAAUGAUGUCAACGAGAAUAUUUUUAUUUUGGACUUAUGUGUGUGUUUUUUGGAAUAUCAUAGUGAGUUCUUUUAUUACACUACAUGAAGUAGCAAUAAUUUGAGACCAAUGUAAUCUCUCACAGGAUUUAUUUCUAUUUAUCAAUAGACUUUAUUAGCCAAUUUGACUUUAUAUUUGGGGAUCUGAAAGGGGCUGGUACACUGGAAGUCACACUUCUGCAAGGAAUCACCCACCUUUUUGAGAAAUACUAAUUCCUUUGGAUUAUGAGGGUGACAAUUAGUAAACUGCUCCAGGGAAAUAAAUGUCAUCUUUUAGGAGUCAGUGUGUAGCUAACUAAAAGGUCACAUUUAUAUCCAAAGCUUUCUAGUAAUCAGAAUUUACUUAAGAUGAUUCAUAAAAAUAAAGUUGGUGGACUUGGUCUCCAUUUUAAAAGUAUAUAUUUUUUAAUGUUGUUAAUUUCUCUUAAAUCUUUCAAUAUGUAGGAUCACAGUGAUUACUGGACCAGGAUCCAGUUAAAUCACUGAUUUGGGGUAGCAAGAGGACAAGAAUGUGACUCUUGAGGCAGCGUUGCUAUUUGAUGUCACUGACUUGAAAUCAUUCACAGUGAACCUCAAAUUUGGUUCUCACAUUAACAGAAAAGAAAUAUUUGAUCUGGAAUGUUGAAACUAUCCUUUUCAGAAUUCCAUUUAUAAAUACUGCCUUCCUUAUAAUUUUUUUAAAAUAUAAUUAAUAUAGACAUCUUAUGGCUUUGACAAUAAAAAGGGAAGCUUCUUAAAAACAUUUGCCGGCCGGCUGGGCACCGUGGCUCACACCUGUAAUCCUAGCACUCUGGAAGGCCGAGGCGGGUGGAUUACCUGAGCUCACAGGUUCGAGACCAGCCUGAGCAAGAGGAGCUCUCGUCUCUAAAAUUAGCUGGGCAUUGUAGUGGGCGCCUGUAGUCCCAGCUACUCGGGAGGCUGAGACAAGAGGAUUGCUUGAGCCCAAGAGUUUGAGGUUGCUGUGAGCUAUGAUACUAGAGCACUCUACUGAGGGGGACAAAGGGAGACUGUCUCAAACAAAACAAAACAAAAUAUUUGCCAGGCCGAAUGCAGUGGCUCACACCUGUAAUCCCAGCGCCCUGGGAGGUCAAGGUGGGUGGAUCUCCUAAGCUCAUGAGUUCGAGAACAGCCUGAGCAAGAGUGAGACCUCAUCUCUUGGCACUCUACCAAGGGCAACAAAGUGAGACUCUGUCUCAAAAAAAAUGAAUAAAUAAGUAAAUUAAAAAAUAAAUAAAAACAUUUGCCGAUCCCAAGAAUACCAACAUGGUUCUUUCACUUACCUUUCAAAUUACUCUCCAUGAUUUCUGUCAUUUUUAUUUGCUGAGAAACUUUGAAAAAAUUAGUCCAAACUUGAAGGUACAUCUUUUGUACUUUCUUGGGGUUGGAGAGGGGAGGCUCACAGGCCGGGUGAGAAAGCUUUGUGCUGAGAAAGCUCUCCGGCUGUGUGGAGGGGUUAGUUUGCCUCUGCACUGGUUCCCUUCCUUUCCACGACACCGUGUGGCCUCCCAGGACCUCCUACCAGUUUCUCAGAAUUAUACUCAGGACAGUCCAGUGUUAACUCCAUGCCUUGGCUUGGACAGCACCCUGCAUAGAUCCAGUGGGCAUUCGAAGUCAUACCAGGCAGUGGAAACUCGCCAUAAAUAGUUUACACAGCUGUACGGCAUGGAGUGAGGAGGCAGAGAAGGGGAGUCCCCUUAGAGCUCACUAAUGCUCACUUGAACACCACUCGUUAAGCUAUUCCUAAUAUUUAUCAGUAUGAAAACACUGAGAUUGCAUACCUCCCCAAAUGGCUUUAUCAUCUAUGUUAACUAUACGUGCUUAAGUUCUUGGAUUUUUUGUUUUUUCAAUAUGCCACCUACACCAAAUAUUUUAUUAAUCAAUCAGCAAAUAUUGUGUAAGACCCACAAGCUGGUAGACUGCCAGGCUUAUGCAUUUAUAUGUUGGGUAGUGGGAAAGGAGAAGCAUGCAAAUGGGGAGAAAUUAUUAGAAAGUGAAAACUUGGGGGUGGCGCCUGUGGCUCAGUGAGUAGGGCGCCGGCCCCAUAUGCCAAGGGUAGCGGGUUCAGACCCGGCCUCAGCCAA
This is a messenger RNA of Nycticebus coucang (slow loris), 3893 nucleotides long. RefSeq names its product cytidine and dCMP deaminase domain containing 1 (gene CDADC1). Gene Ontology annotation, biological process: dTMP biosynthetic process; dUMP biosynthetic process. The transcript is spliced from 10 exons. Gene Ontology annotation, cellular component: cytoplasm. The coding region runs from base 87 to 1631 and encodes 514 amino acids. Gene Ontology annotation, molecular function: dCMP deaminase activity; zinc ion binding. NCBI's taxonomy places the organism in Eukaryota, Metazoa, Chordata, Mammalia, Primates, Lorisidae. The record is from RefSeq and is a predicted model, not a curated record.